Messenger RNA from Trichoderma aggressivum f. europaeum, 1092 nucleotides. RefSeq lists its product as uncharacterized. Lineage: Eukaryota; Fungi; Ascomycota; Sordariomycetes; Hypocreales; Hypocreaceae. The transcript has a single exon. Bases 1 to 1092 code for a protein of 363 amino acids. The record is from RefSeq and is a predicted model, not a curated record.
AUGGAAGCAAUAUACGCCAUCGGGUCCAACGGAUCCGGCCAACUCGGCAUCAGCCACAAAGAAGACGUCUCCGUACCAAAGCCCGUCCUCUUCCACCCCGAGCAGCCCAGCUCUCGCAUCGUCAAAGUCGCUGCUGGCGGGAAUCACACUCUUCUUCUCACGGAGUCUGGAAAGCUGUACUGGAGUGGAGAAUCAGCCAGUGGAGCAUGUGGACUGCGGCCGUUCCCAAAUAUCCCCGUGUUCCUGGAAGCUCGACUCGCAAAGGAGGAGAGUGACGAUCAAGUUGGACAAGUUGCUCUUGUUGCGGCUACGUGGGAGGCUUCUAUCGUUGUUUCUAAGGAUGAACAAGGAAAGAGAACCAAAGUGUUCAGCCUCGGCAUAGGGCAGAAGGGAGAGCUGGGCCUGGGAGAGUUGAUUGUACGGACACCGUCGGCAACGAGGAUCAAAAACUUCCCCCCAGCCGACACAGAGAUUGUGGACUUGUCUGCCGGCAUGGGACAUGUCGUUGUUGUAUUGGACAACAGCGAAGUUUACGGCUGGGGCAACUGCCGCAAGUCUCAGAUUGGCGAGCCCAGCGCAGUAGUCUUCACGCCCCGGAAGAUUGAGGGAGUAAACUUCAAGGUGGUCAGAGCGGUUUGUGCAAAAGAAUCUACAUGUCUUUUUGGAGAACCAGACAGCGGGAACCUUCAAGUCUUGGGCUCAGAUAAAUGGAGUCUAAUUUCGACAGCCCCUUCAGCAGCCCCGGCUUGGAAAGAUGUCGGAGCUAGCUGGGGCAACUUUUACAUCCUAGGCCAAGAUGGAAGCCUGACGGCUUGGGGACGAGACGACCAUGGCCAGCUCCCCCCAUCAAAUCUGCCCCCUCUCGAAAAGGUGGCCGUUGGCAGUGAACAUGUUGUCGCUCUCACAGCAGACGGCGACGUCUUGUCAUGGGGCUGGGGAGAACAUGGCAACUGCGGACCACAGGUGGAGAAUAACGACGUCAAAGGAAGAUGGAACGUGAUUGCAUCGUCAAAGCUCAUCCCCCCUGAAAGUAGGAUAGAUAACAUAGGUGCCGGCUGUGCCACUAGCUGGAUAUCCAUCACGUCCAGCUGA